Molecule: messenger RNA, 2221 nt
Organism: Leptinotarsa decemlineata (Colorado potato beetle)
Lineage: Eukaryota; Metazoa; Arthropoda; Insecta; Coleoptera; Chrysomelidae
Gene: Tif-IA
Product: RNA polymerase I-specific transcription initiation factor RRN3 homolog Tif-IA
Biological process (GO): transcription initiation at RNA polymerase I promoter
Cellular component (GO): nucleus
Molecular function (GO): RNA polymerase I core binding; RNA polymerase I general transcription initiation factor activity
Source: RefSeq, a predicted model, not a curated record
UUUAGUCAAGUUUUGUCAGAGAGUGUUUAUAGGUUAACACGUGUUUCAACUUGUUAUGUGAAAUAUUGUGAAACAAUGUAAAUUUGUAAAGCUCUCGACUAUUAACGAAUAGAAGAUUAGUGGUACCUAACGUAUUUUUUGUUGAUGUUUGUUCGUAUAUCUAUAGUUUCUUAGUGAGUUUUCAAAAAAUGUCUUCAGCUUCUCAAAGGUCUACACGAACGGUACGAACUCCUUCAUCAAUUCUCAAAAAGCCCAGGAGCAUCAAAAGUAGGCUAAGCGAACUACAUUCUACACCAAUCAAAGUUAGAUUUGUAUUACCGCAUUCGCAGAAAGUCAACUCUAUUCUUGAAGGGUACAUUCAGUCCAAGGUAUCCAGAGAUUAUGAAAAUCUGGUGUGCCUGCUGCGGGAUGCAGAAUUGACUGAUGAUGAUGUUUCCUCAAUUCUUACAGAAGCAACUGAAUGCAUAUCGAUCCUCAAUCAAAAUUUGAGGCUAUUUGUAGAAGCCUUACUAUCCAUACCUUGGACUGAUAAAAGUCCUAAAGUGGUUUCAGAGUAUCAGUCAUUUAUAGUUAAUUUAUUGUCGGCUCAUAACUACCAUGCUAAGAUGGUUGUUGAUAAGUUAGUGAAGUUAUUUUUACCAGAUCCAACUGAACCAGAUUGGCCUGAAGGAACCCCAUCAAAAAAGGAUCAAAAUAAAUUUGUGAAUAUUCAUGCUUUGAUUAAAUUAUUAUUAAAUGUUAUACCAAUGUGUAGAGAAAUAUUGAUGUCUUCAGUAACAAGCCAGUUUCCUUAUUAUAAUAAAUCAACCCAUAUGCAUGAGUAUUAUGUACAUAAUUUAUUAUGUAUUUUGGAAUAUCAACCCUGUUUCCGACCUGACAUCUUGAGUCUUUUGUUUUCCAAAUUGAUAAUCAUGGAUGUGAAUGCUCCAAGAGAAGAAAUUGAAAAAUUCCUCAAUGCCGACGAAGAAAUGUUCUCAAUGGACGAUGAUGCCAAGUCCGUUAAGACAUCAACAACAGCUUUCACUCAAGUCGACCGCCAUGCCUUAUCUCACGCUUUAGACAUUUGCUUGGAGAAAGUUUUCAAUUACUUCAAAUCCAAAUGCUACGAUAGUAACUCUGGUGAACCAAAUUGGGAACAAACCAAAAAACUAUACCACGACAUGAUUGUGAUUUUUGAAAAAAUCAUCCUACCUACUUAUGAUACUCACCACGUUCAGUUUAUAAUGUUUUUGUUGUGUUCUUACAAUAUUGCGGUGACAGAAGCUUUCUUGAAUUUCUUGUGGAAGAAAGUUUGUAACCCUAAUGUAGCCCCCGUCCUUCGUCAAGCAUCUGUGAAUUAUAUUGCCAGUUUACUAGCCAGAGCAAAUUUUAUACCAUUGACAAUGGUAAAAGGUACUCUGUAUUGUUUUUCUUGAGAGUUUGAACAUGGCGAAGAUGGUUACAAGCAGGUUGAACCCUUUGAGGGUUUGUCAGCCAGCAGUCGUACAGAAUUUUGCAGCUAUUACUAGGAAGUAUCAGUUGGCUUACUGCUAUACAGUGAUAGAUCACAAUUCAAGAAAUGUAUUGCCAACAAUAUAUCAAAGUGCCAACGGAACUGUUGUCAUGUCCAAUAACAUUUUAGAUGGUUAUUAUCCAUUUGAUCCGUUUGUUUUGGAAAGGUCUGGUAAAAAAAUUCACCCAUCCUACCGGGAUUACGAAGAAACAGAAAGCAACAGGGAAACGGAGCAGUCGGAAGCUGCUGAAGUAGAUGACUUUCUUUUUGGUCAUGAGGUCUCAAGUCCGCCUAAGAGUAGAUCCCAUAAGUUUUCAUAUGGCAGUUCACCCGGCUUCAAAUUCAAAAUAUGAAUAUUUAGUGUGUUGGUCUUCAUUUUUGGUAAAUAGCUUGAUGCGUUUUAGAGGUUGUUUCUGAAAGAAUUUUUCUUAUUCUUUGCAUGUUUUGCUGGGUUUAUCAUUUUGCUAUUGAUUAUAUGCGCUCUAUCAUUUUUCCUUAGUUGUCCAAUUAUCAUUCUUUAUUUUGCCUAGAUUUUUUCUGUAUUGCUGGUUUCCUAACUAGUGUUUCAGAACUGAUCUCUCAAAAUAUUUGAACUAUUUGACAACAUUGUUGACACACACUGAAGUGUUUUGAAAUGAAAUCUGUGAUUAUGUACAUGUGAAGAGAUAUUUUAUAUCUUGGAUUUAUUUAAUGUAUUAUUGAUUUGGUUAAUAAAAACGUCAAACAAUA